This is a messenger RNA of Funneliformis caledonium, 294 nucleotides long. The record is from the annotation of a GenBank genome assembly. Lineage: Eukaryota; Fungi; Glomeromycota; Glomeromycetes; Glomerales; Glomeraceae.
AUGAAAAUGCUGAAAGCAAAAUUAUAUCAUCUUCCUUUAAGUUUCAAUACUUCGCAUAAGCCAAAUUCAUUUUAUUAUUGUGAUACUACUAAUUGUUCUAUUUCUUUAUCUUUUCAUACAGAUAGUGUUGAUGAAAAUGUCCAGUCCUUGCUAACACGAUUGCAACAAUUUGACGAAAUAAAAGUUAAAAAGGAUGAUGAUAAUAUUCUUUGUGAUGACGACGAUGAAAAUGAACCUAUAAGAUGUAUGAUAUUUACAUUGGAAGAAGCAUUGCAAAAAUUUCAAUUACAAUAA